Molecule: messenger RNA, 1845 nt
Organism: Arachis ipaensis
Lineage: Eukaryota; Viridiplantae; Streptophyta; Magnoliopsida; Fabales; Fabaceae
Source: RefSeq, a predicted model, not a curated record
AUAGUGGGCAUUGGGUGAAAGGAGAAGGGUGCGGAGGGAGAGAAGAGAAAGAGAAGAAAGAACAGAGAAAGACAGAGAGAAGGGAGAGAGAGAAACCGAGCGAGCGAGAUCUCUGUAUUAGGGUUCCCAAAUUCCCCCAUGUGCAAGGAAACUGUGUGUGAGAUAGAAGUGUGGCUGUUGUAUGCAGGAGGAGGCGAGUGUGAGGGAUUUAGAGAGAGAAGAGAGGUGAGAACGCUGAGUGCUCAGCUGAGAGAUUCCAUUUCACCCCCAACAGGAGAAGGAGUGCCUAGAAUUUCUUUUUUAUAUUUUUUCAUUUUCUUUUCUUGUUCCCCCUCCCUUUCUUUGCUUUCCCCACAUUUUGUUAGGCACUUUCCCUCUUUCACUGCCCUACCUUCAAGUCUCUGAUGGAGCAGCGAAAGCUUGUGGUUUUGGGUAUUCCAUGGGACGUGGACACUGAGGGCUUGAGGGAAUACAUGAGCAAGUACGGUGAAUUGGAAGAUUGUAUUGUCAUGAAGGAGCGAUCAACUGGACGAUCUCGUGGAUUUGGAUAUGUUACAUUUGCUUCAGUGGAUGAUGCUAAGGAUGUUCUAUCAGGUGAACAUGUUCUUGGCAACAGGAUGCUGGAAGUCAAAGUGGCCACACCAAAGGAGGAGAUGAGAGCACCAGCCAAAAAAGUAACCAGAAUAUUUGUAGCCAGGAUUCCACAAUCAGUAACAGAAGCAUCUUUUAGAAGUCAUUUUGAGAAAUAUGGUGAUAUAACAGAUCUGUACAUGCCAAAGGAUCAAGGAUCAAAAAUGCAUCGUGGAAUUGGUUUUAUCACCUUUGCAAGUGCAGAUUCUGUCGAGAGUUUGAUGGCAGAAACCCAUGAACUGGGAGGUUCUACCGUGGUGGUUGAUCGAGCUACACCCAAGGAUGAUGACUUCAAGCCAGCAGGCAGAAUGCCACAGGGAGGGUAUGGUGCAUAUAAUGCUUAUAUUUCUGCAGCAACUAGAUAUGCAGCACUUGGUGCUCCUACUUUGUAUGAUCAUCCAGGCCCAGUCUACGGAAGGGGAGAGCCAUCUCGUGGAAUUGGUAAAAAGAUUUUUGUUGGCCGACUUCCCCCAGAGGCAACUUCUGAGGAUCUUCGUCAAUAUUUUGGAAGAUUUGGCCGUAUAUUAGAUGUUUACGUUCCCAGGGAUCCUAAGAGAUCAGGUCAUAGAGGUUUUGGAUUUGUUACUUUUGCUGAAGAUGGUGUAGCAGAUCGUGUCUCACGAAGGCCUCAUGAAAUUUGUGGACAACAGGUAGCAUUAGAUUCAGCCACACCUGUUGAUGAUGCAAGUCCGAGUGAGAAUUUUAUGAUGAAUGGCGUGGGUUCUUUUGGGGGUUAUGGAGGUCCUAUGCGAACUUAUGGGAGGAUGUAUGGUAGCCUGGACUUCGAUGAUUGGGGUUAUGGAAUUCCCAGUGGGAGGCCAUCAAGAGCAGAUUGGAGGUAUAGACCAUACUAGGAGAGAGAGAGCACAGUUUCAUUGGUAUCAUCACCGUCCGUCCGAAAUGCUAAAAUAGAUGCCAGCGAACUGUUUCUAUAUUUAAUAAUUUUUAAGUUGUAGGCAUAUGGAUUGGAUCUGUAAACCAGAUAAUACUAUUUCCCCUCAUAUGUUUUUAUUAUCAUGUAUCUUAGUUGUAUUGUAUUUGAUUCAUGUCAUAAAGAUUUGACGUAGUUUAUUGCUCAAAGGUCCAACACAAUCUUUCCUCUUUUAUCCGAGUUUGCAACCGGUAUGUAACAGAUGAUGAAAAAAUGUGUUCCGUGUAGUUUGCAGUGUUGAUGCUGAUUUAUGAUUCACCAUAUAAAUGUAGUCUUUUGCCUAA